This is a messenger RNA of Orbicella faveolata, 2793 nucleotides long. RefSeq lists its product as uncharacterized. The record is from RefSeq and is a predicted model, not a curated record. NCBI's taxonomy places the organism in Eukaryota, Metazoa, Cnidaria, Anthozoa, Scleractinia, Merulinidae.
CUUCAAAACGAGCUGUGGAGGAGCAAUUUAUACAGAGACACCAAACAUCUACGGAAUGGAGUGUAAGCCGAUCAUCAAAGCCCUUAUCAUAUUGGUUUUCAUUGAAACUGUAAUCGCGGUUACAACCCUCACCGAUGUGAAAGCUAUUCGCCGCCGCUACAAGAAGAGAACAUACGGUGAUGGCACAUACUACGGUACCUACCCAGGAGGGGGUAAAUGUACCCUCGAUCCGCUGUCACCGAUGGCCACUCAAGACAACUGGAUUCGCGUUGCUGCCGGGCCGGGUACCUUUCAGCAGUCACUUGGGUGUGGCAUGUGUCUGGAGAUCACCGGCAAGGGCGAAGGCAGCGGACUUGACCCCAUCAAAGGGAAAAGAAAGACUGUGAUAGUUGAUUUAUGCGCGGGUGGCUGUGGACAAACCGGAAUCGAUUUCUACACACCCGGUGACGGCCGAUGGAAGAUUGAUUACAAAGCCAUCGAUUGCCCAACCAUUCCAGGAGCCAAUGGAAAAAUACAGUUUCGUUUCCAAGGAAGCAACCCUUGGUACAUCAAACUACAGGCCAGAAACACCAAAGUGCCGACAGCCGGAAUAGAAGUUAUUGUCAAAGACAAGUACCACUGCUUGACUCGUGUCAGCGACAACUUUUUCGUCGGCUCGGGGCUGGGUAAAUUCUCAAUUCCUCUUCGCGUUCGCUUGACCUCCAUCACUGGUGAACAGGUAGAUACCACUAUUGGUGAAAUCAAAAAUGACGUCAGUUUUCCAAGCGGAGUGCAGUUCAAAGGAAUUAAGAGCGGAAGCAAACCUUUCAAAUGCUUCGGUCAGGGAGAUAAACACCCGUAUCCUUCUGGCGGGAUGAAGCCUGGUGGUAGCCUGGCCUACCAUCUUAACGUGGUCAUGAGUAUCAUUUGUUCAGCAUCCUUCUGCUUAAUUAGUAUUUGUUUUGUUUGGUUACCAAAUAAAAGCUACACUUAAGGUCAAGAAAUAGAGUGCUGGUGGGAAAUAGGGGGCUGGUGGGUAUGUCGCAGAGUCAGUGUCAAUCCCUGUAUGCCUUUAAUGUGGUUAUCACUUGAGUGGUGAAAGAGAUUCACGUUUGCUUUGGUUUGCAUUAGUACGUUGCGCGAUUGGCUAAAAAAAGUCCCGCCAAUUUGUCAUUCAAUCAGAGGUCAAACCAAAACCAAUCACAACGCGUUCGCGCACGUUUUCCCGCGCUUCGUGUCAGUUACAUGUAUUUGUUUGGAAGAAGAAAGCUGACCAAUCAAAACGUAAAUUGAGAACAACGGACUGGUAGCUUCUCGUGACAGCAAGUAAUAAGGGGUCUGUUUGACAUGAUUACGUAAGUACAGUCGACUCCUUUGCGUUAUAAACACUCUUAGAGAUUCAGUACAUGACGGUGAAUUAUCUUGUUUAUAACUCUCGCUCGAAAAAAAUAGCGUGAAACUCAAUUUGCGACAACUGAACCGCUAUACAGUUGAAUUGAAAAGCGUACAAAAUGUGGGAUGGAAACUAACCAGUCAACUGGCAAAGUUUCCUGAGAGGUUCGCAACACCUCGCAUUUUGUUGGGUUUUCAAUUAAGAUAUAUUAUUCGUUUUCUUCGAUAUAACUGGUUUAUUUAAGAUAAAGAUGGCUAUCCUUUGUUCUCGAGUAAUGUUCUGAUUGGUUAAUUCUUUUCCAAGUGGCCCGGUUCAAGCAGUAAAUAGAGACCUUAAGCACCAGGACGGGAGCCACGCCGACGGCAUACCGGAAGUUUAUUCUCUGUCCCAGUCAUGCGCAGAACCUGAAAAGCUGAUUGCAAUCUGCCGUCGUCCUGACGUUGGCGACGCCACAUUUACUGUUUUGACGUAGAGCGGACAACGUGAUAGUUCAUCGCAAAGUUUUGAGUCCUUUUCUUUGAUUUACCGUAUUUUUUCUUACGACACAUAAAGAAGUACCUUUCUGGUGUUUACUGUAUAAGUUUUUUGAGGAGAAAUUCUGCGAUGAACAUCCCUGAAGCAGAAACAUGCGCUAGCACAUGCCACCAGUCGGCAAAUUCACAGAAUAACACAAGCUCGAAGAAAUCCAUUCGGUAAAAUCUAUUGCAUUUACAUCUUCUGUGCUCUAGUUAUCACUGAUCCAAUUUGAUAUGCUCGCCAUUUGUUUAUGCUGAUAUCUCUCUCUCUCUUUUAUUAUAUAUAUUUACAUUUCUAUUUCUAAAUUGAUGAGAAAGUAAAAUGAUCUUUGUGUAAAAUAAUUUUCAGUGUCGCAAUAAACAUUAUAAACAGCGAAACUGGGACUACUUACCUUUUACUUCAAGGCAAAAUAAAUGUACCUUAUUGUUUACAUUUAACGUCGUUUAAACUUCUUUAGCCACCAGAAAUCGUUUCUAAAACUGAAACUAAAAAAUUUCCACCAAAACUUCCACUCCUCUUCAUCCUUUCUUGAUUGAAAUGCUUUGAACGAGAAAGUUAAGACAAACAGCUUGAAAUGCCCGUUUUAUUGUGAUAAUUCAACAGCUCAGCAGUGUACUGGACCGAAGAGCAUGACAAAUUGAUGUGCCGUGAGAUUCUUGCUGUAGAUCCAUUCGAAGUUGCCGUCGCAGUGUUGCUUAACAUGCUCAGGCGAGUGGAACGCAACGCCGGUCUCGCCCCAGCCUUUACGCGGAUGUGCCGCCGCCGUCGCCAUCUCCCGUCUUAAUGCUUAAGGUCUCUAUUGAUCGAUAGACGGGAACGGGAGCCUGUCAAUCUUUGAAAAUGGUCUCAACCUCCCUUUUUUGUAAAAUUUCAGAAAUAAUUGUAUUUUUUUUCGUUUUGGUGGA